Lycium ferocissimum is the source of this 744-nucleotide messenger RNA. Its product is annotated as mediator of RNA polymerase II transcription subunit 10b. Gene Ontology annotation, biological process: positive regulation of transcription by RNA polymerase II. The transcript has 5 exons. NCBI's taxonomy places the organism in Eukaryota, Viridiplantae, Streptophyta, Magnoliopsida, Solanales, Solanaceae. The coding region runs from base 23 to 562 and encodes 179 amino acids. The record is from RefSeq and is a predicted model, not a curated record. Gene Ontology annotation, cellular component: mediator complex; chromatin. Gene Ontology annotation, molecular function: transcription coregulator activity.
UGCAAAUCGAAAACAUAAGCCAAUGGAGUCAUCGCAUGCCGUCGGGGGGAACGGAAUAAUAAACCCUAAAUCACCGGCCAACGGUGGGGAUGAGUCAAAACAAAAUCUGAAUCAAGUCAUUAAUUCAAUCGACAAAACCCUAGGAAUUCUCCACCAGCUCUAUCUUACCGUCUCUUCUUACAACGUUUCCUCUCAACUUCCCCUUCUUCAACGCAUGAAUAAUCUUGUGCUUGAGCUUGAUAAUAUGGCGAAAUUGGGAGAAAAAUGCAAUAUUCAAGUGCCUAUGGAGGUUCUCAACUUGAUUGAUGAUGGGAAGAAUCCAGAUGAAUUUACAAGGGAUGUGUUGAAUAGUUGCAUUGCCAAGAACCAAAUCACUAAAGGGAAAACUGAUGCAUUUAAGGGUUUGCGAGGGAAUCUCUUGGAGGAGCUUGAACAGGCUUUCCCUGAGGAAGUGGAAGCUUACAGAGAGAUUCGUGCAGCUUCUGCAGCUGAAGCAAAACGCUUGGCUCAAGCUCAAAGUCUAUUGCCAAACGGAGAUGUAAAGGUGAAGCCUGAAAUAUAACAAGCUAAAUGAUGAAGUUCGUACUUUACUCCUCAGGAUACUUUAGGCUUUAGCAUAUUUCCUUAAUGGGCUUCAACGUCCAUGCUUGUUCAAGUAGCCUUUUAAUUUUCAAGAAUGUAAAAUGUAUGUAAUUGAUUUAUGUAUCAUGGAUAAAUUUCAUAAUUAUGAUGUGUAAUCAACCA